AUGUCGGCUAUCUUUUGUUGCCCGGACAUAAAACCGUACCGACCCCGGUGGCUUGACCACGAGCCGAAGUUUACAGCUUUUCUGCGUUGGGCAAACCACCUUACAACGCCUCCAGCGACGGAAAAUGACUUCUCCGUGGUCAGCAACGCACCGUACGCUGUUCAGCUUGUGAGACAGGUCAACUAUGGACCGCAGGAGGCGAUCAGAUACUUUGUUCCCGCUCAGAAUGGUUCCAUAUUUGUGGAGACUACCGAAAUUGAUCUUGUAAAUGCUAAUUUCGAGAAACUGAAUUCGUAUAAAAACUUCAGAUGCGAAUAUCACAAUAAAUUUUUCGAAGUCAACUUGUAUCAAAAGAAUCCUACGAACACGCAUCACUGGCGGGCCAACCUUGCAAGGCUGUCUAGGGAAAUUGAUCUUGUAUAUCGGCAUAAAGAUACGGAGAUGGAGAAAACCAAUGCAGAUGAAAAGGCCGAGCGGGAGACGGGACCUGACCUCCCUUUUGUUCCACAGCGUGAAAAGUUACUCCCGAGGCCGUGCAAUUUGCUUUCUAAGCCCGUUCAGGCAGGUUGUGAAUCGCAUUGGGCGACGUCAAAAACAGAAAGUGGACUUUCGGAUUCGAACGAGCAAAGCACCGCCGAGUUAGAUAUCGCAGCUUUCAAGAGAGUCCUUCGAUUCUUGCUUCCGGCAGUCGGGACAAGCCUUGGCUCAAACCCUCUCUUAUCCUUACUAUGCCUCGAUUGGAUCAAUCAAGAACUGAGCCUUGGUCUUAGCCUCGAGGCUCUUUGGGAGGCACAACUGACUAGUUCAAAUAUCAUCAUAUUUCUUUGUCGUUGUUUUAAUAUGUCUGACAGCGACUCGGUCGAUUUGGACGGAAUUGAAGACUUAGUACUCCCGGCAAUGCGCCACAUCCAGCCUCUCAGAAAUCGAAAGAAUGCCGGGCGAGCCAGGCUUCAGGAUAUUGUUUAUCAGGCGCUCGAGGAUGGUCGUUCAGUACCUUGGGUGCGCAAAUUUAGAGAUGACAUUACGCGCGUGUUUGAGUGUGGCCCUGGAGAGGACCUUCUCCAGCGAUGCUGGCAUAAGGAUGAUGAGCUGCGACAAGACCCAAGUAAUCAAAACAAUGACUUGGUCCAUGAAGCCUCCGUCGAAGAGGACAAAGAAGAGAACGAGUUAUGGAUGAAACAUCGAAAACUGGCCGUUGGCGUUUUUCACAAUUACGGUUCUGACGAUAGCGAUUACUAUUACGGAUAUGAAUCCCCAAAAGACUUCACGGCCUGCGACAAGGAAUGUGGAUAUUGCGGGCACUGUGAUUAUUAA
Fusarium redolens is the source of this 1314-nucleotide messenger RNA. RefSeq lists its product as uncharacterized. The transcript has 3 exons. NCBI's taxonomy places the organism in Eukaryota, Fungi, Ascomycota, Sordariomycetes, Hypocreales, Nectriaceae. Bases 1 to 1314 code for a protein of 437 amino acids. The record is from RefSeq and is a predicted model, not a curated record.